Molecule: messenger RNA, 5612 nt
Organism: Coregonus clupeaformis (lake whitefish)
Lineage: Eukaryota; Metazoa; Chordata; Actinopteri; Salmoniformes; Salmonidae
Product: nucleolar and coiled-body phosphoprotein 1-like
Exons: 3
Coding region: 56-2836 (926 amino acids)
Biological process (GO): negative regulation of transcription by RNA polymerase II
Cellular component (GO): nucleus; heterochromatin
Molecular function (GO): methyl-CpG binding; double-stranded methylated DNA binding; chromatin binding
Source: RefSeq, a predicted model, not a curated record
GAGGUACCCGUGAGAUGUUUGGAGAAUUUUUAUAAAAUUAUUUAUUUAAAUAAAAAUGGCCGCCGUAGAGAGCGGAGAGGAGAGACUCGGUGAGGAGAAGAGUGAGGACGCCAACCAGAAUCAGAGCUCCAACGACAAGGACCCUGAGACACACAGCAAGCCCAAGAAGGUGAGGCGGGAGCGGAGGGAUGUGGAGAAGGAGAGGCUGAAGUCUUCAUCCACCACCACCAUGUCCUCCCCUCCUCGUCCUCCAGCCCAACAGCCCUGUGUGGACCAGGACCAGCCCCAGCUUGCCGAGGCCGAGGCGGGGCCCUCUGAGCCCACGGUCACUGCAGCCGGUGAAGCCUCGGGUUUCUCCGAGUCCCCUGCUUCGCCCAAACAGAGGAGGUCCAUCAUCAGAGACCGUGGUCCGCUCUACGACGACCCCUCUCUGCCCCAGGGCUGGACACGUAAACUCAAACAACGCAAGUCUGGGCGUUCCGCCGGAAAGUUUGACGUCUACUUGAUGAACCCCGAGGGGAAAGCCUUCCGUUCCAAGGUGGAGCUGAUCACCUUCUUCCAGAAGGUAGGGGACACCGCCACCGACCCCAACGACUUCGACUUCACCGUGACGGGGCGUGGCAGUCCCUCCCGCCGCGAGAAGAGACCCCCAAAGAAACCCAAUGUGGUGAAACCGUCAGGGAGGGGCCGGGGUCGGCCGAAGGGGAGUGGGAAGGUCUUGGAGGGCGUGGCAAUGAAGCGUGUGGUGGAGGAGAGUCCUGGGAGGCUCUUGGUCAAGAUGCCUUUCGGAGCAUCCAAGGCAUCCGAAGCGGCGGGGCAGCCGUCAGCAUCGGUCGUAGUCGCCAAGAUGCGCCCAGGACGGAAAAGGAAGGCAGAGACACCACCGCAGACUGCUCCGAAAAAGCGGGGGCGUAAGCCAGGGUUUGUGUCAGCGGCAGUUGGGGCGGCGGGUUCCAGUACUUCCCCCUACGCAGUGGCCGCUAUCCUCGCCGCAGAAGCCAAGAAGAAAGCUCAGAAGGAGUCUUCCACUAAGCCGGUGCAGCAGACCGCUCUGCCCAUCAAGAAACGCAAGACCAGAGAAACUGUUGAGGAGUCGAAAGACAUUCCAGCUAUAGCCACGCCAGAGCUGGGGACAGGUGGUGGUGGAACGGGGACAGGGACAGGGAGUGCUGUGGUGGUGGCAGCAGCAGAGAGGACAGACCAGGGACAGAAGGAUCAGGGACAGAAGCUGCCAAAGAGUCCAGGGAGGAAGCACAAGUAUAGUCCCCUUACUGCCGGGGUGACUGGAGAGGACAGUGGUGGGGCCAGUGUUGGGUCUAACAGCGGGGCCAGCAGAGGUGGCAGCAGCAGUAGCAUCACUACCCCAAAGAGCCACAGCCACAAGAGAAAAGAGCGUACGCCUCACCACCGCCUCCACCACCACCACCACCACCACACACACUCCUCUGUAGGGGAGGAUCCUCCUCCUCCUCCCUCCCAGCGGCCCCCUCACCACCACUUCCCCGGCCUGACUAUGGGCCUGGUCUCCCAUACAGCCAGGGCCUCGGUGGGGCCAGGGGCCCUCCGGCAGAAUGAGCCCCAGGACCUGAGCACCUCCAGGGUGCCCUGCCGGACCAGCACCACCACAGCCAGAGGAGAGAGAGAGGAGGUCAGGCAGGUCAGACAGGACAGGUGUCCAAAGCCUCCGGCCACUGCAGUGGUGGGAACUGGUGACACCAGGGCCAACAAGCAUCAAGUGGACGAGGCAGCGGGGACUGUGGAAGGGAGGGAUUUGAGAGACAUUGUGCUCUGCUCAGUCGUACCCAGGCCAAGCCGGGAGGAGACAGUCUCAGUCGUACCCAGGCCCAGCCGGGAGGAGACAGUCUCAGCCAUACCCAGACCCAGCCGGGAGGAGACAGUCUCAGCCGUACCCAGACCCAGCCGGGAGGAGACAGUCUCAGCUGUACUCAGACCCAGCCGGGAGGAGACAGUCUCAGCUGUACCCAGGCCCAGCCGGGAGGAGACAGUCUCAGCCGUACCCAGGCCCAGCCGGGAGGAGACAGUCUCAGCUGUACCCAGACCUAGCCGGGAGGAGACAGUCUCAGCUGUACCCAGACCCAGCCGGGAGGAGACAGUCUCAGCUGUACCCAGGCCCAGCCGGGAGGAGACAGUCUCAGCUGUACCCAGGCCCAGCCGGGAGGAGACAGGCUCGGCUGUACCCAGACCCAGCCGGGAGGAGACAGUCUCAGCUGUACCCAGGCCCAGCCGGGAGGAGACAGUCUCAGCUGUACCCAGGCCCAGCCGGGAGGAGACAGUCUCAGCUGUACCCAGACCCAGCCGGGAGGAGACAGUCUCAGUCGUCCCCAGGCCCAGCCGGGAGGAGACAGUCUCAGCCGUACCCAGACCCAGCCGGGAGGAGACAGUCUCAGCCGUACCCAGACCUAGCCGGGAGGAGACAGUCUCAGCCGUCCCCAGACCCAGCCGAGAGGAGACAGUCUCAGCCGUACCCAGACCUAGCCGGGAGGAGACAGUCUCAGCCGUACCCAGAUCCAGCCGGGAGGAGACAGUCUCAGCCGUACCCAGACCCAGCCGGGAGGAGACAGUCUCAGCCGUACCCAGGCCCAGCCGGGAGGAGACAGUCUCAGCUGUACCCAGACCCAGCCGAGAGGAGACAGUCUCAGCCGUACCCAGGCCCAGCCGGGAGGAGACAGUCUCAGCCGUACCCAGGCCCAGCCGGGAGGAGACAGUCUCAGCCGUACCCAGGCCCAGCCGGGAGGAGACAGUCUCAGCCGUACCCAGACCUAGCCGAGAGGAGACAGUGGAGUCUCGGACGCCGGCCACUGAAAGGGUUAGUUGACUGCGUUGCAGGACCCAUGUCUGUUAGGAGAGAGGAACCGUGUAGUGGAGCAGUGGGUUUUAUAAGAAAACACAAGGCAGCUGUUGGUUGAUGUUCUUUCUGUGGGUUGGGCUGUUUAUCUGUUUAUUGACAAACAAAUAGUGCAGCUUAAAGGACAACCCACAACAGAUUGCUUCCUGAUACAUUUUCUUUUAUUUAUUAUUUGGUCAUUGUUUUGCUCUUUUGUUUCUGCUUUAAACCUGUUAGUCAUCCACUGCGACCCAUGAUCCUUUGCUCAAAGCUUACAGGACGCGGAGGACCUACACUUCCUGUUACAUCAUCAGCCGGAAACUAUGGAAUCCAUGGUUUAAGAUACCGUUAUGAAAAUUGGACUGAAAAAAGGGGUUUGGAUUUGCCUAAAGCCAGGCCUCAUGUCCUGUCGGGCCCUUAGAAGUGGGCUCGCCAGUGUUGUUGUGCAGUACUGUGUGGAUAAAACGCAUCACAAUACACAUAUGCCAUGCAAGCUGCCACUGCUUCUGUUGUAGCGUAUUCUUUUUUUUACCGCAGUACGCUCAGGCUGAGUCCCAAAUGGCAACAUUUCCCCAUUUAAUGCACUGCUUUAUAGGGCCCCUGGUCAAACGUAGUGCACUAUAUAGGGAAUAGGGGUGGCAUUUUGGAUGCAAGCCUCUGUUUCCAGCUCUACAGACCAGGCCUAUUCAUUUAGGUGACACGUGUUUCCCUCUAACCUAUAUAAUGUCGGCCUGUGUGUCCCAAAUGGUACCCUAUUCCCUAUGUAGUGCACUACUUCGACCAGAGACCUAUGAGCCCCUGUCAAAAGUAGUGCACUACGUAGGGAAUAGGGUUCCAUUUGAAACGAAACACUCUUGAUGCUGACAGAUAACUUCCUAUCUGAUGGUUGAGGUGAUGAACCCCCCCCCCCUUGGAUACACCAAUGACGUGUGGUUGAUGAAUGUUUGGCUACUGAAAACAGGUUUAAUUUCAUUUAAACGCAUUAGAAUUCUACUGAUGCCUUUCCUCUCGCCGUUUACGUAUAUAACGGAUGCUGACUGUAGUCCCACACAGAAGCAAAUAAUAGGAUACCAAUCAUUUAAAACUGUAUUUUAUUUUUUUACUAGUAAUGCAAAUUAGAUAGUAAAUGGAAAUUUUACCCAGUUUCUCCUAAAUUGAACUGUUUCCCCACAGUCAGAAAGGAAGUUAAAAGCACAACUGGACCCAGGAAUUAUGAUAGCGAAUGCUCCAUAGAUUCGUCACCUGUAUUUUGUCAAUACCUAAAGUAUCAUACGUUUUUUUAAUACUGAAAUUACAUCCCAAAGACAUUAUAAAUAACCAAACCCACUGGAGUAAGUUAUUUUGUUCUCUGUUGUGUGUAAAAAAAUAAAAAAAUCUGUCAAUAAUUAAACGUAAACAGCACAGUGGGUCAAUUUCCGCAACAACUAAGAGCGUUGAAGCGCGAGGCUCAACUUCUCCACUGUUUUUGGUCCCGUGGCUACCACGCUGUACACGGCGUGAAUCGAACGUGCAGAUACUGUGUGAGAGCGAAGUGUUGCAUCUCGCUCAUCUCAAUAUCUCCGGUACUGCUCGCGGCAACAUCAUUUAGCCGAGUCUACCUUUUUAAUGUAUUCAAAUGCUCUAAACGUUUAUUUAAAAAUAGAAGAUUUUAUUAUUUUGACCGGGAAUAUUUCCGUCUCCAGUUUUGACGUAGGGCUAUGGAUGUCAACACAGGACUCCUUUCUGCGUGCAACUGAACUAGACUCUUUACUCACGGCUUGUGAAACUUGCUGCGUUAGACUAGUUGGUUUCCUUUAGUUUAAACUCACAGGUAGGAAGUCAAAAGAUGUGGCACAAAAAAAACGAACAAAAAACUAAAUGUAACGCAUGCUAGAGGUGGAAGCUAGAACUUGCUCCAUGGUCACCUCAUGUGUUGCCGGUGUUUUUAGAUGAGAAAUCAUGUGAACAGUUGCAUCGUAGUCGGUCAGAUUUAAAAACGUAUGGUUGGAAUUCAAUCAAAUCUGCAGUGAGCAGAAAUCGGCAUCCCUGCGCAGACAAUAGUCUACAAUGUGUUGUGUUGAUAACAAGCAAAAAUGUAAUCUGUUUUGUUUCACCCCAUUUUAACAAUGUCUCGCUAAUUACAUUAGUUAAAACAUGCAUUUUUCUUCUGGCUCAAUAACAAAUGUUUGAAUGAAUUUUACCCUACACUCACUCACUCACUCACUCACUCACUCACUCACUCACUCACUCACUCACUCACUCACUCACUCACUCACUCACGCAGAAGCAAUUCCAUAAAUGUACUGUAAUGACCCUGACUAGAAAAACAUUGUUUCUAAUCUGUACUCAGUCUUGAAUCUGAAAAAACGUAUUCUUGCAUGUCAGAACUCCGGAGAUCUAUUUGUUAGUGACUUCUUACAGUGUAACAUACUAUGAUAGUAUAGAUUAUUAUUACUUUAAUGCGCCAAUAUGUUAAACCUUGGAAUUAUCUGUAAUGGACAUGUUGAUGACAGUAUGAGGAUGUUGUGCAGAUCUGUUACAGUAAACAGUAGUACUCCGUUUUGGCACAACACCAGAAGACACAUUUUUUUCUAUCUGCACUAGAAUUUUCGCCUUCUGUAGAUCGGAUAUAAGAACUGUGAAAGUUCAAACCCCUGUCUCCACCUUGCAUUGAGAAUGUCCUAUAUCUACCAGAGAUUCAGACCCCUGUCUCCACCUUGUAUUGACAAUAUGUCCUAUAUCUGCCAGAGGAGGCUUUGUCCUCCUCAAUAAAAUGCAAAGUGGUUUG